Messenger RNA from Lucilia cuprina (Australian sheep blowfly), 7542 nucleotides. Its product is annotated as serine-rich adhesin for platelets. Gene Ontology annotation, cellular component: nucleus. NCBI's taxonomy places the organism in Eukaryota, Metazoa, Arthropoda, Insecta, Diptera, Calliphoridae. Gene Ontology annotation, molecular function: nucleosome binding; histone binding. The record is from RefSeq and is a predicted model, not a curated record. Gene Ontology annotation, biological process: regulation of transcription by RNA polymerase II.
AAGUGCGUUGUGAAAAUGGUGCAAAGAAAUUUUUAUAAAUAUUUCUAGAAAAAACAACAAUUUCAAACAAAAACUAAAUAAGAAAUAUAAUUUAAACAAUAAUUUACCAUAUACAAAUAAAAUUAACUAAAAAAUAGUGAAAUUUAUAAAGAAAAACUUAAAAGAAAAAAAUCUAAAAAGAAGAAAAAAAAUUUUUCCCGUCUAUUGCCAAAAGGAAGAAAAUACUUAACGUCUACGUAGAAGAAAAGAACAAAAUAAGAAUUUUAAGAACAUUGACGUGAGUGAGUGCUGGUUUUAACUAAAAAGGGAUUUUUUAAUAAAAUUCCUUAAAUAAUUUAAAGAAUACAUUUCAAUAACUAAUUAAAACUAAUAGAAAUAGUAUUUAAAAGCAAAUUAAAUACAAAUUUGAAGAGAAAAAAGUGUACAGAACAAGUGAAAAUUUUGUAAAAAGUGUGUGUGUGUGUUUGCAAGCUGGAGAAAAUCAAUAAAAGUUUUUGUUAAAUAUUUAGGACAAAUUAAAACCUACAAAGUGAACAAAUCUCCAGUCCUUUACACCACAACCACAUCGACUUCCCCAUAACUUACACUAAAUCAAUCAAAAAAGAAACAAAGUAAUCAACACACAUAUAUAUUUUUAACUUUGGUUGUGUUAUGAAGCAUUUUUGCAAAAAUAGAUUCACGCAAGCGUAAAAGGCUCAUACAGACCACAAUGAAGGAGAUGGUCGGCGGCUGUUGUGUAUGUUCAGAUGAGCGUGGUUGGCCCGAAAAUCCGCUCGUAUAUUGUGAUGGCCAAAAUUGUACCGUUGCUGUGCAUCAAGCUUGUUAUGGCAUCGUAACCGUGCCCACGGGUCCAUGGUUUUGCCGAAAGUGUGAAAGUCAAGAGCGUUCAACGCGUGUCCGUUGUGAGUUGUGUCCCUCGCGAGAUGGAGCACUUAAGAAAACAGAUAAUCAAGGAUGGGCUCAUGUGGUCUGUGCUUUGUAUAUACCGGAGGUUAGAUUUGGUAAUGUUACGACUAUGGAACCCAUUAUACUGCAAUUGAUACCUCAGGAGAGGUAUGGCAAAAAUUGUUAUAUAUGUCAGGAAUUGGGUAAACCACAUCGCGCCACUGUCGGCGCCUGUAUGCAGUGCAAUAAAUCUAAUUGUAAGCAACAAUUCCAUGUCACGUGUGCUCAAAGUUUGGGCUUGCUUUGUGAGGAGGCUGGCAAUUAUUUGGAUAAUGUAAAAUAUUGUGGCUACUGUCAGCAUCACUAUAGCAAAUUGAAAAAAGGAGGUAAUGUUAAGACUAUACCACUAAAACCAAUUGCACAUGAUACUUCCUCUGAUUCGGGUUCAUCACCAGAAAAGGAAAUCGAUUCAACCAUGAGCACUACGGCAUCUUCUACAUCGGCUACCAGCAUUAAAAUCACUACAAAUCUAACGUCAUCGACAUCGUCGUCGUCGAAACAACGAAAAUCUUCGAAUGCCACAAAACAGUCUUCAUCGUCAUCUAGUACGAAUAUGAAUGCGAGUAAUCUAUCCUCAUCCACUUCACUACAUAAUCUUAGUAAUGCAGGAGCAUCAGGUUUUAGUGGUAGUAAUUCCUUACCAGCCACCGGUGCAGGCACCAACUCUUCUUCCUCCAAUCUCAAAUCUUCAACGGGUAGUUCUUCGGGAAGCUAUAAAGAUGGCAAGGAUGGUAAACACAGUAAAAAUAUAAAUAAAAUAUCCAGUUCCAGUAAGGAUAAAGAAAAAGAUUCCUAUUCCUCUUCAUUUUCCUCAUCACGUGAUUCACGUGAUAAAUCCUCUAAAUCAUCUAAGAACAAGGACAACAGUUCCCUUAGCAAUUCGACAAAUUCACUUAUGAACAGUAAUCUUGCAAUCUCCUCUUCAAGUUUAAACGCCUCAAAUCCCUUUGCUGCUGAUCACUCUUCAGGUGUACAGAAUCUUUCCACCACCAAUCUAUCGAAUAGUAUGACAUAUUCUCACAGUAAUCCAGCUGGAAAUUUACACGGAACAAUUUCCUCAUCCUCCUCCACCUCGGGCGGUGGUAAUGUUAAGGAUUCAUCAAAGAAUCCCUUUUCAUCGGCUACAAGUCAAGGACAAUCUACAAAUUUUCUAAGUGAAUUACAUUCAGAUGGCACUAAUCUAACACCUACACCCAUGGAUAUAAUAUCAUCAGGCAAUAGUUCUAACACCACCAGUAAUACCCAUUUAACCCAUUCAUCAUCAUUUAAUAAAACUGUAAAUCAUUCACAAUCUUCCCUGCCGGCCAACAGUAGUAGUCAUCACAAUAAUAGUAAUUCUAGUGUUAAUUUGCACAUAAAUAAUACAUCCAAUUCGUCGACUUCAUCAUUUGCUAAGAAACGCAAAAAUGAGGCUAAAUUAAAUGCUGCUGCGGAUGAGUUGAAUAGUCCUUUCCGUGAUAUUAUUAAAGAUGUUACUGUUACGUUAACGCCUUUAACGGAUUUUGAAAAGGAAAUUGAAAAAAGCUCAAAAAAGCAAAAAACUGAAUUAAGUCCACCCACACAUCAAUCAUUAAUCAAUGCCGAAACCUCAUCACAAAAUAGUCGAGAUGCUGUUUUAAUAUCAACAACAACAGCAACAUCAAAUACACAUUCAUCCUCUGCCUCUUCAAAUACAGCCGGUAAUCAAUCGUCUUCUUCAUCAUCAUCGCAUCAUAAAACGAAUGCUAAUAAUGAAGGUGGUAAACAUGCAACAGGUUCAGCGACGUCUGCUGGUCAUAAAACAGUAUCAACGUCCAGUUCUAUAACGGCCAAAGAAAGAGAAGAACGUUAUGCUGCUGCACAAGCAGCCAUAGCAGCAGCAAAUGGUGGUAAUGUUACAGCAAGUUCAACAACAUCAGCCGCUACAACAACAGCAUCAGCUACAGCUGGCGGCAAUGCUCCUAGUUUAUAUGUUUCCGUGCCACUAUCAACAGCAAAUGUACCUGGAAUAAAUUUACCCACAAAUUCCUCAACAGCAGGAGAACACGCCAGCUCACAAACUACCCGCUCAACUAGUCAACAACAACAACAAUCAUCAGCCGCCUCCUCAUCUUCAUCAUCAUCCGCCGCCAACAAUACUUUAGAUCGUCAAUCACCUUUCAACGCUACAGCAUCCUCUACCACGUCAAUACCUUCUCCUGCUAAUGCUCAACAACAGCAACAUGGUGUUAUUUACCAAAGCGGUAAAUCACCCAAUUCUUCAUCAGCUUCAUGUACCACCAACAACUCUACAACAUCCUCCUCUACAGCGGGAAUUAAUUUGACUGCUUCUACCACCGAAACGGGCAAUUUAAAGAUAAGCUAUGAGAAACAAUCCUCUAGACUUAGUCAGAUUCAAGAACAAGAAACGGCUCCCAUACGUAGAUCAAGAUCACGCUCAGGUGAAAGUAGUAUGUUGCAAGCACAACAACAACAGCAACAACAAAAUACUAGCCAAAAAUCGAAUUCCAGAUCGGGUAAAAAAAGGGCUGCUUCUAAUAAAACACAAAAUUCAAAUACUACAACAACAACUGAUAAUGCUGCAAAUCCACCACAAGAGAAAUUAACAAAAACAACUAGUAAUACAACAUCAACUGCAGCAGCAGCUAAUGCUAACUCAUCUUCUUCACCAGUACCGCAUUAUCACAAUGAUUUAACUACACCCACACCACCGCCCUUAGCUCCCUCACCAUUAUCAUUACCGCCGCCCAGUAGUACACCAACACCCUCAACACGUACUUCCACACCCAAUAGCACACCAACGGCCACACCAUCAGCCUCACCGGUGGUAAUGUUGCAAAGUUCCUCCAGCAAUAGCAGCAGCAGUAAUAGUGAGCAUAAUACUUCUACUGCAGCUGUAACACGACAACAGGCAGCAGCUUCUUCUAAUGCCUCUUCCUCUUCGUCGUCAACAUCUUCAUCAUCUUCUGAUACUUCUAAAAAUGCAGCAGUUAGAAGAAAAAGUAAUGCAACUUCACCUUUGCCCGCUUCAGCAACAGCUGGUUCAAGUGGUAUUACUGCUACAAUAAACUCGGCCACAGCAACCAAUCUUACAAACUCAAAUAGCAAUAAUAGCAACAAAAAUAAUAACCACAGCCACAAUGACCAAAGCAUUUCUUCUUCCUCCUCUUCUUCUUCAUUAUCUACAACAUCUACAACUUUUUCUAAAAAUUCUCUUAAUAAUAACACAAAUAAUGCAACAAACAACAACAAUAAUAAUAAUAACAACAAUAGUCUUAUUAGUAGCAGUAGUCAUAGUUCUAUAAAUAGUAGUAGCAAUAGCAGUAGUAGUAAAACACAUAAUAACAAUAGUCAUCAUAGUAGUAGCAAUACAGAAGUUGCUGAAACUUCACCAACACCUCCAACAACAACAACCAACACUUCAACGCCAACUCCAACAACAACUAGUAACAAUAAACCUUUGAAUAAGAAAAUGUUAAGAGCCCAACAAAAUCAGUUGCAACAACAACAGCAGCAGCAACAAAUGGCAGCUGCAGCUCAAGCUGCCAACAAUAAUAAACAACAACAGCAAUCGCCUGAGCGUUUGACCAAAACCAAUAACCAACAAAAUAAUAACAAUAAUAAAAACAAUUCCCAUAAUAAUGCUUUCACUGCUAAUGCUUCAGCUGUCACUACUUCUUCAACAGCUUCUUCUUCAUCUAUUACUAAUUCAUCUACUGCUGCUAUUGCCAACAGCACUUCUACUACUAACUCCUCCUCUUCUUCCCUUAAUACUACUUCUUCCUCUUCCACUUCCUCCUCAACUUCUGUCACUACUACUAAUACUAAUAAUGCUUCUUCUUCAUCAUCAGCUAAUAAACAGCUGCUGCAACAACAUACACAAAAUGUUGCUGCUAAUAAGAAUAGCAAUAACAAUAACGAUAAUAAUAAUGAUAUUAUAGAAAUUUUGCCAUUAACCACAAUUUCUACAAAUUCUUUUUCUUCUUCUACUACCCUGCCUAUAACUACAACAACAACAAUAUCUACCACUUCUCCAAUAAAUGGCCAAAACAAACCAAAUAACCCCAAUAAUAACAAUCCUACAAAUGCCAAUGCCAACACCAUCCAACAAAACACUAAUACUACCGCUACUACCACCAACAACACCUCCACCACGAACUCCAAUACCAAUCCUAACAAUAAACAUAACAACUCAACGUCUUCAUCAUCUUUAUCAUCACCAACAACAACGAAAUCCCUUAAUAAAACGUUAAAUUCUGCUGCCAAUCCCACAACAACUUCAAACAACAGAACACCUGAUAGUGGUGUCUUCUCUUCCUCCUCCUUUAACAUUAGCAAUGCCAGCUCUUGUUCUACAUCUUCGCUCGCUAGUGCUGCAGGUGGUGGUUUAAAAUUCUCCUAUGAACCUCAAUCUAAUGCGACGAAUCUACCACCCAGUAUUGAUACCACAAAUUCAGCUGUAUUAACGAAUAUUGUUAAAGAUUCACCACCCAGUUCACCGGGUUCAGAGGCUGGUUCCCAGCGUAAACGUGGUCGCAAGGCAAAGGACUCAGUCGCCAGUACAUCAAACACAAAUGUUCUUAUGGCAAAUGAUCUCAAAGAUAUAAAAUUAUUCCAAAAUGGUGGUGUUAACGCUGCAACUACUACCAGUGCCGCUAUAGCUGCAGCAGCUGCUGCAGUCUCUUCAUUAGCACCGGCUUGCGCUGCAUCAACAACCACCACAUCGUCUUCGAUAAAUGUUUCGGCAGCUGCUCAUAUGUUGGGUAAUCAUAUAAAUCCGAAUAGUAGUGUGGCCCAGAAGUUAUCGGAUCAAUUGAGUAUGGAGAUACAGGAUCAUAGUGUUUAUAGUGCUGAUCCGCCAGCGCCUCAGUUUAUGGGUGUACCGUUUCCGGGAAAAAUGCGCUCCUCUACCAAUACACCAGCAGCCCCCUCAACUACAGUAGCAUCAACGGGACCCAGUCCAUUGGCUUCAAUGUUUGGCAGUGGAGCAAAUGGUAAUCUAGCCAUACCACAAAGUCUAGAACAAUUAUUAGAGCGUCAAUGGGAGCAAGGAUCACAAUUCCUAAUGGAACAAGCUCAACAUUUCGAUAUUGCCUCUUUAUUGUCGUGUUUACAUCAAUUACAAUCAGAAAAUGUAAGAUUAGAGGAGCAUGUCUCUAGUUUAAUAGCAAGAAGAGAUCAUUUAUUAGCUGUUAAUGCUAGAUUAGCUAUACCGCUUAAUACAAAUACAACACAGAGUCAAGUAACAACAGCGGGCGGUAACAAUAGUAGUAGUACAACAACAUCUUCCGCCAUUCCAGCCUCAACAUCGACCAUAAAUUCCACACCCACUUUAACAUCAGCCUCAGCUGCUACAGCAGCUUCAUUGGCAACAGCAGCAACGACCUCUAUAUCGGGUACAACCUCGUCGAGUACCUCUAGAGGUACAACGGGUGUUGGACAAACAGCAGUAGGAAAUGAACGUAUGGGUCGUUUAACAUCAUCAUCUACUUCCUCAGCAUCAUCAUCAUCCUUAGUAGUUGGUGGUGGCAAUAGCAGUAAUCUUGAGAAUGGUUUAGAUUUUCGACAAAGUUCAAAUAGUUCCACAAUGUCUUCUUCAGCUAUGAGACAUCCUGCUUCAACAUCAGCGGCCUCACAACAAUUAGUACCAGCUAGUACAGCUGUAGCACAUAACAACAGUAAUAAUAGUGGCGGCGGUAGUAAUUUGUCCAACAUGCUGCCAGCAAUGUCAUCUUCAUCGACUUUAUCGCAUGCAGUAACAGCUGCUGCCUCUAACAUGCCACCAACAACUGUCUCAGCAAAUCGUUUGCAACAGCAACAACAACUUCAUCAUAUGCAUCAUCAGCACCAGCAGCAGCAACAACAUCAUCAACAACAUAUUCAACAUGUAGCUUCUGCAAUGCACCAACCUCCUCCUCCUUCUUCUUCUACUUCACAACAACAGCAGCAGCAACAACAACAACAGCAAACGCAUCAUCACUCUCACUUAUCGUCUCAUUCAACAGCACAUGCCACUCAUGCAAUUCAUCAUGAACCUCAUCCAAUGACCACAUCGCGUAUCGGAGGUAAUGUAACAUUAAAUACUACCACCACUACAGCUGGCAAUCGUUUAGUUAGUGGUUAUACUUCCUCGUCCUCUUCCUCAUCGUCGGCUUUACUAAAUGAGACGACAGACCCUAAACAGACUGGUAUUGGUGGUGGUGGUGGUGCCCUACUGGCUGGUGGUGUUGGCACCACUACUUCUUCUCACCACCAUUCUACUUCUUCGUCUUCUGCUUCAUCUUGUAAUCAAACUGGUGGUGGUGUUGGUGUUCUUAGUUUAACUAAAUCUAGUCUAAAUGACCUAAAAAAUACAACUUCUUCAACUACGACUAGUAAUAGUAACAUUGGUGGCAUUGUUGGUGUUGGUGCAAACACCUCUUCUUGUAAUUCUUCUUCAGCGGCCGUCAAUUAUCCCGGUCCCUAUAAACCUCAUCUUCAGUCACAACUAAGGCGAAACGAUAACAUACCAAAGGCCAGCUGAAAUUUAUAUUCACUUGAAGAGCCUACAAAAGCAACAAAGAAAAUCAAUACAAAAUCAAACAAACGUAAUAAUGAAGAUAAUAAAAAUAGCAAACA